CAGCUGUGGGCUGUGCGCAGGGCGCGGGCCAGGGCGGGGCGUCUGGACAGCAGAGGUGAAGGGACGAGGCCGAGCUCAGACCGCACUUCUCCGGGCACUGCUGACUUGUCUCUCCGGUCUGUGUGUCUUUCGUGUCCCCGCUGCUACAGAGAAUCUAUCAAAAUGUUUCUGGCUAAACGUCUCCUGGGAGGCAUCGUAACCGUCAUCAGUAACAUCGACCCUGCAGACUUCAAAUCCUCAGACCCCCCUCCUCCACGCAGACCCCUCAACUUCGCUGAAAGCCAUGAGUCUGAGGAGGAGAAGAAGUUCAGACAGACGUUCCAGCAGCUCGCUGGAGAUGACAUGGAAAUCAGCCCUGAGGAGCUGAAAAAGAUCCUCGACAACAUCUGCAGAAAGCGUGGUCUGGAGAUCGGUACUGAUGGCUUCAGUAUCGAGACGUGCCGCAGCAUGGUGGCUGUCAUGGACAGCGACAGCACAGGCAAACUGGGCUUCCACGAGUUCAAGUUUCUCUGGGGCAAUAUCAAAAAAUGGCAGGGCAUCUUCAUGAAGUACGACAGGGACAGGUCUGGCCGCAUCUCGUCUCAUGAGCUGGCCGGCGCCUUGGCGGAGGCAGGUUUUCGUCUGAACGACCCGGCAAAGAAGACAAAUGACCUGUACAGCCUGCUCGUGCGUCGCUAUGCCGACCAGGACGGACAGAUGGACUUCGACAACUACGUGGGCUGCCUGGUGCGCCUGGACAGCAUGUGCAGAGCGUUUAAGACUCUGGAUAAGGACAACAACGGAACCAUCAACCUCGGCAUUGAGGAGUGGCUACAGCUGACCAUGUACUCUUGAGCCCGGAGCUGCGGAGACCAUCUUUGGGACCACACUCUAACAUUCCACUUGGGACCAAAUACCUGCUUUUUCUUUGUGAGAUAAAACGAUAAUAAAUGAUGUCAUGUUUCGCACUCA
Periophthalmus magnuspinnatus is the source of this 951-nucleotide messenger RNA. Its product is annotated as calpain small subunit 1-like. The transcript is spliced from 11 exons. Bases 163 to 834 code for a protein of 223 amino acids. The record is from RefSeq and is a predicted model, not a curated record. Gene Ontology annotation, molecular function: calcium ion binding. Lineage: Eukaryota; Metazoa; Chordata; Actinopteri; Gobiiformes; Gobiidae.